This is a messenger RNA of Schizosaccharomyces cryophilus OY26, 2458 nucleotides long. Its product is annotated as long-chain-fatty-acid-CoA ligase Lcf1. Bases 196 to 2223 code for a protein of 675 amino acids. Gene Ontology annotation, cellular component: endoplasmic reticulum; plasma membrane; lipid droplet. The record is from RefSeq and is a predicted model, not a curated record. Gene Ontology annotation, molecular function: long-chain fatty acid-CoA ligase activity. Lineage: Eukaryota; Fungi; Ascomycota; Schizosaccharomycetes; Schizosaccharomycetales; Schizosaccharomycetaceae. Gene Ontology annotation, biological process: long-chain fatty-acyl-CoA metabolic process; long-chain fatty acid metabolic process. The transcript is spliced from 2 exons.
GAUCUACAUACUCCAAUGCUUUUGUUGGUUUGCUUUCUAAGAUACCAACAUAUAUGCACCGUGGGACCAAAAAGGGGACUUCUUAAGUCACUGUAUGAAGUAAUUUAGGAAUUUACCAACAACAAACAGCUAAAACUAUCAAAAACGAACCUUUGGUUUUUGAUUUGAGUGUUUCGAAAACAACUUUUAUUAAAAAUGAAAGUUCAAGGAAAACCCAUCACUGAAGCGAAACCCCAUGAAACAGGAAUUGUUCGGAAUGUGAAUUCAGUAAAGGAAUUGACUACGACAUUAGACGACAAGACAAAGACUUUGUAUGAUGUUUUAGCAAAUGCUGUUAAACGAUAUGGAGAUAACGACGCUGUUGGAUAUCGUGAUUUGAUUAAGGAGCAUGUUGAAGAGAAGAUGAUUACGAAGGUUGUAAAUAAUGAAAAGAAAGAGAUCCCCAAAAAGUGGUCGUACUUUGAGCUUUCUGACUACAAGUACCUUAGCUUUAACCAAUUCUAUGAAAAGACCAUGCGACUUGCUGGUGGCUUGCGCAAGUUUGGUUUGAAAGCAGGUGACAAAUUAGAACUGUAUGCUUCUACCACCAGUUGCUGGCUCAUGAUGGCUCAUGCUGCUAUGUCUCAGUCAAUGUCCAUUGUUACAGCCUAUGAGACUUUGGGUGAAGAAGGUCUUUUGCAUUCUUUACGGGAAACUGACGUUCAUGCUAUCUUCACGGAAGCCAAUCUCUUGGGAAGCCUUGUCAAUCCUUUGAAGGAAGUCAACUUGCAUUACAUUAUUUAUCGUGGUAAAGCUAAAUCUGAAGACAUUGAAGCCCUGAAGCAAUCUCGUGCAGACAUUAAGCUAAUUUCCUAUAAUGAGCUCGAGUCUUUUUCGGAACCCGCUACUCCUGAACCCCCUUCUCCUGAUGAUCUUUGUUGCACUAUGUACACUUCUGGUAGUACUGGCCUUCCGAAAGGUGUAUUGUUGACCCACAGAAAUAUGGUAGCUUUAAUAAGUGCUGUUUGCAAGAUCAUUCCUGAAGUUACCUCUAAAGAUUAUCUGUUGGCAUAUCUUCCAUUGGCGCACAUUCUAGAAUUUGCUUUUGAAAACUUAUGUUUGGCUUGGGGUGGUACAAUUGGUUACGCCGGUGUUCGUACCUUGACUGAUACGAACUGCAGAAACUGCCAUGGUGAUAUCCUUUCUUUCCGACCUACUAUUAUGGUUGGUGUCCCUGCCGUUUGGGAAAUGGUCCGUAAGGGUAUAGCCAGCAAGUUGGAUGCUGCUUCCUCUGUCAAAAAAUCUGUUUUCUGGGCUGCUUACCAUACUAAGCUUAGCUUGAUGCGACAUGGUAUACCCGGUAGUUCAUUCUUAGAUGCUGCUGUCUUUAAUAAAAUUCGCACUGCCGGUACCGGAGGUCGCUUGCGAUAUGUAUUGUCAGGUGGUUCAGCCUUGAAUCCUGAUACGAAAAAGUUUUUGAGUGUCGUUCUUUGUCCUGUUUUGAUCGGUUAUGGAUUGACUGAGGUCAGUGCCGCUGCCAUGAUUGAGGUUCCUUCUACCUUCAACGUUGAUGACUCCGCCGGUGUCAUUUUGCCUUGUACAGAACUGAAGCUGAUUGACUGUGAAGAGGGUUCUUACUACGUAAACUCCAACCCUCCUCGUGGUGAGAUUUUGCUUCGUGGACCUUCUUUGACAAAGGGUUAUUUGAACCGUGACCAAGAAAAUAAAGAGAGCUUUAGCAAGGAUGGUUGGUUCAUGACGGGUGAUGUUGGAGAAUUGACGCCUCAUGGAUUACUAAAAAUUAUUGACCGUAAAAAGAACCUUGUGAAGACCCAAAACGGUGAAUACAUCGCCUUAGAGAAGCUGGAAUCUCGAUAUCGUUCUAGUUCUCUUGUUGCCAACAUUUGCGUUUAUGCUGAUCAAUCGAAGGUUAAGCCUAUUGCCGUUAUCGUCCCCAACGAAACCACUGUCCAUAAAUUAGCCGUGGAGAAAGCUGGUGUUGACGAAAACACCUCUUGGGAGGAUAUUUGUAAGAACAAGAAGGUGCGUCAUUUGGUUUUGGAAGAUCUUUUGAAGAUUGGUCGUUCUCAACAUUUUGCGAAUAUUGAACUUGUUCAAAAUGUUGUCCUUGUCCCUAUUGAAUUUACCCCAGAAAAUGGUUUUGUGACAGCUGCUCAAAAGCUUCAGCGUCGUAAAAUUAUAGAAAGCUUUAGCAAAGAUGUUGACGAAGCUUAUGCUGAGUAAACAUUGAUUCUCUAUGAACGAAUGCUAUGAUUUUAGGUUUAAAUGAUUAUUUUCAGGUUGUAAUAAUGCGUGUUAAUGUUUAUAGUGGACUGUUUGUUUGUGCAGGGAUGAAUUUCUGAAGACUUUGGAUUCAUAAAUAUAAAUCGGUUUUUUUUUAUUUUGUUUUGAAGCUACGAAGCUUGUACGAAACCGUUCUUUUUUCUAGUGAAAUAUGAAGCUAGUUCAUAUUGCUUUA